Molecule: messenger RNA, 1152 nt
Organism: Patiria miniata (bat star)
Lineage: Eukaryota; Metazoa; Echinodermata; Asteroidea; Valvatida; Asterinidae
Product: aqualysin-1-like
Exons: 8
Coding region: 1-1152 (383 amino acids)
Biological process (GO): proteolysis
Molecular function (GO): serine-type endopeptidase activity
Source: RefSeq, a predicted model, not a curated record
AUGAACUGUUCGUGUUUGACCGUGGUGACAGCGGUUUUGCUGGCCGUGACCGCGUCGCCGGUCCCGGCUGCGAGACAGGGACGAGUUCCCCUGUACCGUACCGCAAGGAAGAUCCACUCGGAAUAUCUGGUAACUCUCAAGGAUGCGGCGGAUCUUGACACCGUAUCCGAGAAGAUCGCCACGGCGGGCAUGAAGCGGGAUCAGACGGGCCAAGUCACCCACAGACUCCGCAAUGUCAUGCCGAUUCUGGUGGUUCGUCUCUCAGAUGAGGUGCUGGAAAUGGUGCGCGAUCUGGACGAAGUGAAGUCCGUUGCAGAGAACGGGGAAGUGACCGCGGACUCGUUCACGUACCAGUGGGGCCUCGACCGCAUCGACCAGGCAGACCUGCCCAUGAACCAGGACUACACCACGAGAUACACUGGUCAAGGAGUUAACAUCUACGUGAUUGAUAACGGCUUUGUCGUGGAUGACCCUGAGUUUGGUGGGCGGGCCAGCAUGCACGAAUGCAGCGCCGGAGACGGUAUCGAUCCUUACAAUGGCGGCCAUGGCACCCAUGUAGCGGGCAUCAUUGGCAGCAACACCUUCGGAGUGGCCAAGAGGGCGCAACUUCACCUCCUGCAGUCCACCACCGUAACCUCGGUGUCUGUCAUGCUGGACUGCUUGGCGGAGAAGAUGGUCAAGCCUGCGGUGGUCUCCAUGUCCAUGGGUAACUUCCCCCACUCGUUCAAUGACUUCGUGGCCUCCUUCAUACGAACCACCGACGUCAACUUCGUGACUUCUGCCGGGAACAGGCCAGAGGACGCCUGCAACAACUCUCCGUCUGGGGCCAAAGAGGUCAUUACCGUAGGAGCCACAUCUGGAUCGGACUACCCUUACACCAAGACCAACUUCGGGUCUUGUGUGGACCUGUUUGCUCCCGGGGUAGGGAUCAUCAGUAUCGGCGUACGGGACGGCAGCAAGACUGACGUUCGCACGGGAACCUCCCAGGCAUGUCCACACGUCGCCGGUACGCUGGCACUCCUGAUGGAAAAGGAAGGGCGCCACAUCGGCUACCCAGAGGGAGAGCUGCUGCUGACCCAAACGGCAGCCCAGAACAAGAUCAAAGGAGAACUCCAUGGCACACCCAACCUGCUUCUCCAGGUGCCAGUCUAA